AUGGCUCCGCGCAUGUUCAUUUCCGGCCUCCUGGCCACGGCCGGCCUCGUUCUCCCGGCCGUAGCCCAGCUGUCCGGGACAGUUGGGCCCACCACCAGCACCGCCGCGAAGCAGCACAAGAUCUGCAACAUCAUGGACUACGGCGGAAAGGCCGAUGCGAAGGCAGACAAUGGUCCUGCCAUCGCCGCGGCGUGGAAGGACUGCGCCAAGGGCGGGGAGGUCCUGAUCCCCGAGGGCGACUACGGCAUGGCGACCUGGGUCAAGCUGGUGGGGGGCAAGGGGACCAGCAUCAACCUCGAGGGGACCAUCUACCGGACGGGCAGGGACGAGGGCAACAUGUUCAUGAUCGAGCACUCGACCGACUUUGAGUUCUACAGCGCCACCUCCAAGGGCGCCAUCCAGGGCUACGGCUACGAGUUCCACAAGGAGGGCAAGUUAGGUGCGCGUCUCCUGCGCCUGUGGGACGUCCAGGACUUCUCGGUGCACGACGUCAUCCUCGUCGACGCGCCGCAGUUCCACCUGUCUAUAGACACAUGCUCGAACGGCGAGGUCUACAACAUGAUCAUCCAUGGCGGUUACCAGGGCGGCCUCGACGGUAUCGACGUCUGGGGAUCCAACAUUUGGAUCCACGACAUCGAAGUCUCCAACAAGGACGAGUGCGUCACGGUCAAGGACCCCUCGGACCACCUCCUGAUCGAGCAGGUGCACUGCAACUGGAGCGGCGGCUGCGCGAUGGGCUCGCUGGCCACUGACAUUAACAUCCACGACAUCGAGUACAACCACAUCUACACGCACCACUCGAACCAGAUGUACAUGAUCAAAUCCAACGGCGGCACCGGCACCGUCUCGAACCUGGCCUUCAACAACUUCACGGGCCACUCCAACGCCUACACGCUGGACUUCGACACCGCGUGGGGCAGCAUGAAGAAGGUCGCCGGCGACGGCAUCAGCUACUCCAACAUCUCCUUCUCGGGGUGGCGGGGCACCUGCGCCGACGGCACGCAGCGCGGGCCCAUCAAGAUGAACUGCCCGGCCGCGGUCCCCUGCACGGGCAUCACGGUCGACGACUUCAGCGUGUGGACCGAGAAGGGCAAGCAGGUGCUGCACGGGUGCCAGAACGCGUACGGCGAGGGGGCGUGCCUCAAGCCCGGCGGCGGCGCCACUCCCGCGUACACGUCGACCAGGACCGUCACGGCGUCGGGCGACGCGGCGUACGAGACCAUGGCCAACGAGCUCGCCGCCGGGUGGGACGCCAAGUCGCCGAUCCCCAUCCCCACCAUGCCUGCGUCGUUUUACCCCGGCAGGCAGCCAAUCAGCGCCAUCCUGGGCGGCGGCGGUGGUGGUGGUGGUGGCUCUCGUGCUGGCUCCAAGGGGAAGGCCGCUGUCCCGGCCAAGGUCCCUGCUCCUUUGCCCACUGGGGGCGCUGGGGCUGGCGGCGAUGGCUCCGGCGUGCCGUCCGCGACUGGAUUCGUCACGAGGAAGUCGUCGGCUGCCGCGCCUCAGCCCACGGAUGGUGGCCGAGGCGAGCAGGGCCAGGGACGGGGCUCUCAUGGUGGUGGAUGUCACAAGGCCUAA
Messenger RNA from Diaporthe batatas, 1575 nucleotides. RefSeq lists its product as uncharacterized. The transcript has 2 exons. Bases 1 to 1575 code for a protein of 524 amino acids. Gene Ontology annotation, molecular function: polygalacturonase activity. NCBI's taxonomy places the organism in Eukaryota, Fungi, Ascomycota, Sordariomycetes, Diaporthales, Diaporthaceae. The record is from RefSeq and is a predicted model, not a curated record. Gene Ontology annotation, biological process: carbohydrate metabolic process.